Lycium barbarum (goji berry) is the source of this 885-nucleotide messenger RNA. Its product is annotated as transcription factor DIVARICATA-like. Lineage: Eukaryota; Viridiplantae; Streptophyta; Magnoliopsida; Solanales; Solanaceae. Bases 84 to 647 code for a protein of 187 amino acids. Gene Ontology annotation, molecular function: DNA binding. The transcript is spliced from 2 exons. The record is from RefSeq and is a predicted model, not a curated record.
AUUCUCUCUCUCUCUCUUUAUAUAUAGUUAAUCCAUUUUCUCAUAAGACCAAAAAACCUUGUUUUAAAUCGGCGAUUAAUUCAAUGUCGACGUGGACUCGUGAAGACAACAAGUUAUUCGAAGAGGGUCUUGUUUUAUACCCUGAAAACAUCGGCGAUCGGUGGCAAUUAAUCGCCGAUCAUGUACCUGGGAAAACACAAGAUGAUAUAGUGGCUCAUUAUGAGGAUCUUGUUCAUGAUGUAUGUGAUAUUGAUUCGGGUCGGAUCGAAUUACCCAGUUAUACUGAUGAUGACCCGGUUGAAUUGGAUCAGGUUUCGUUUGGGUCAAAUAAUAAGAAGAAUUGUGAAAUUGAAAGGAAAAAAGGUACUCCUUGGACCGAAGAAGAACACAGGUUAUUCCUUAUCGGGCUGGACAAAUACGGGAAGGGUGACUGGAGGAGCAUUUCAAGAAAUGUAGUGAUAUCAAGGACGCCAACACAAGUGGCAAGUCACGCUCAGAAAUACUUCAUUAGACAGCAGGCGAUGAAGAAAGAACGAAAAAGGUCUAGCAUCCAUGACAUUACAACUGCAGUGGAUACCAACGCAGUACCUCCUCAAAGCAGCUUUCAGAAUCAACGAGGCAGUCAAAAUUUCAACUUCACAAUGUAGGAGGUGAGUACUGAGUAGUAGGAAACAAAACGAACACUCAUACCUGUACAUAGAAGGGCCACCUGCAAUCAACGUUCGAACUUGUAAAGUUUACUUUUUCUAUUUGACAGUUGAUUUUAAUUAGUGAAUCCCGGAGCUUAAAGAAUGGGUAUUUUCUCCCGAUGUUGGCAGAACAGUUAAUGAAAUUGUUGGUAAAAUGGUUUAAGAACAGAAUGGUGCUGAACUAUUUUAGCUUUAA